AUGGAAAAGAGUGAGAAAGUAGAAGAAUUGAUUUUGCAUGAAGACAUAAAAGAGAUAAAAGAGUCUUCAUAUGACUGUGAUGUCUGUAAAAGGUCCUUCUCUCAAAAAAGUGACCUCACUGAACACAAACUUAUUCAUAGACAAGAAAAGCUAUAUCAUUGUGAUAUCUGUGGUAAAUCAUUCUCUCAAAGUAGUAAUCUUUCUAAACACAAGCGUGUUCACAGACGAGAGAAGUCACAUCAUUGUGAUAUCUGUGGCAAUAGUGCGUUACCAAGACACAAAUGUAUUAAUGCAGGAGACAAGCCAUGUCAGUGUGAUAUCUGUGGUAAAUCAUUCUCCAAAUGUAAUGAAUUAACUAAACAUAAACGUAUUCAUACAGAAGAGAAACCAUAUUGUGAUAUCUCUGGUAAAUCAUUCUCUUGA
This is a messenger RNA of Octopus sinensis (East Asian common octopus), 423 nucleotides long. RefSeq names its product zinc finger protein 117-like. Gene Ontology annotation, biological process: regulation of transcription by RNA polymerase II. The transcript has 2 exons. Gene Ontology annotation, molecular function: DNA-binding transcription factor activity, RNA polymerase II-specific; RNA polymerase II cis-regulatory region sequence-specific DNA binding. Bases 1 to 423 code for a protein of 140 amino acids. NCBI's taxonomy places the organism in Eukaryota, Metazoa, Mollusca, Cephalopoda, Octopoda, Octopodidae. The record is from RefSeq and is a predicted model, not a curated record.